AUGGCCCAAGAACAAUUGCGCAUCCUGGUUGUUGGAAAUGGUGGCCGUGAGCAUGCUUUCGCCUGGAAGCUGAGCCAAUCGCCUCUUGUCGACAUCGUCUACGUCGCUCCCGGAAACGGUGGCACUGGUCUGGGUGUUUCGAACAAGAUCGCCAACGCCAAUGUCAAGGGCGAUGAUUACCCCGGCCUCGUGGCAUUCGCCCAGAAGAACCAGGUGAACCUGGUGGUUCCAGGCCCUGAGGCCCCGCUGGUGGAUGGUAUCAACGGUUAUUUCCAGGCUGUUGGUAUCCGAUGCUUUGGCCCGUCCAAGGCUGCUGCCCGCAUGGAGGGAUCCAAGACCUUCUCCAAGGAUUUCAUGAAACGCCACAACAUCCCGACCGCUGAGUUCGGAAACUUCUCUGACUAUGAGGCUGCACGCCGCUACCUCGACUCUGUCACUCAUGACGUUGUCAUCAAGGCCAGCGGUCUGGCUGGUGGAAAGGGUGUUGUUCUCCCCACCACCAAGGAGGAGGCUCACCAGGCACUCCGCGAGAUGAUGCUGGACCAUCAGUUCGGCGAGGCCGGUAACGAGGUCGUCAUUGAAGAGCUUUUGGAAGGUGACGAGUUGAGCAUUCUCACUUUCAGCGAUGGCUACACUAUCCGCUCUCUGCCCCCAGCUCAGGAUCACAAGCGUAUCUUCGACGGUGAUCAGGGCCCCAACACUGGCGGCAUGGGCUGCUAUGCGCCUACGCGCAUUGCGCCGCAGGAAAUUCGCGCUCAGAUUGACCAGAACAUCAUUCAACCAUCUAUUGAUGGCAUGCGUAAAGAUGGUUUCCCCUUCGUCGGCAUCCUGUUCACCGGAUUGAUGAUCACCAAGAAUGGACCCAAGGUCCUUGAAUACAAUGUCCGUGGUGGAGAUCCCGAGACUCAGACCCUCUUGCCUCUCCUGAGCGAGGAUACUGAUCUUGCUCAAAUCAUGGUUGCCUGUACCGAGCACUGGUUGGACGGCGUUUCGAUCAAAAUUGAGCCCAAGUUCUCCACUACCGUCGUCGCUGUUGCUGGCGGCUACCCUGGCUCCUACGGCAAGGGCAAGCCCAUCACCUUGGACCCUGCCCCCGCUGGCACUGUCAUUUUCCACGCCGGUACCACUCUGUCUGGAAAUGAGCUCCAGACUUCCGGCGGCCGUGUCAUCGCUGCCACAGCUACUGCCUCGACUCUCGAGGAGGCUGUCUCCAAGAGCUACGAGGGUAUUGCCACCAUCCACUUCGAUGGCAUGUUCUUCCGCAAGGACAUUGCCCACCGUGCAUUCCGCCAGACUGCUGCUGCGACUUCGCUGACCUAUGCCUCUGCUGGUGUGUCCAUUGACGCCGGUAACGAGCUGGUGAACCGCAUCAAGAAGUCCGUCGGUCUCACCAAGCGCCCCGGUACCGACGCUGUCAUCGGUGGCUUUGGCGGUGUCUUCUCUCUGGCCGCUGCCAACCCAGAGUACCACCCGCACUCUCCUACCCUCAUCGGUGCGAUUGAUGGUGUUGGCACCAAGCUCAAGAUCGCUCACACCGUGGGUAUCCACGACACCGUCGGUAUCGACCUGGUCGCCAUGAACGUGAACGACCUGGUCGUUCAAGGUGCCGAACCUCUGUUCUUCCUGGACUGCUACUCUUGCGGCCAACUGGAUGUGGCCACAGCCGCUGAUUUCGUCACCGGUGUCGCCGCUGGCUGCAUGCAAGCCGGCUGCGCCCUCAUCGGUGGCGAAACCGCUGAGAUGCCCGGCCUCUUCGCCGGCAAUGACUACGAUGCCGUCGGUGCCGCUAUCGGCGCCAUCAACACCACUGGCGAGCACGCCCGCCGUAUCCUGCCCUACACCGAUGACAUGCGUCCCGGUGACGUUCUCCUCGCCCUCUCCUCUAACGGCUUCCACUCCAACGGCUACUCCCUCGUCCGCAAGGUCGUCGAGCGCACCGGCCUGAGCUACACCGACCCCGCUCCCUUCUCCGUCCCCGGACAAACUGAGCAGCUUUCCCUCGGCCGUGCGCUCCUCACCCCUACCCGUAUCUACGUCAAGCCCAUCCUGAAGACCCUCUCCUCCCACCCCGGCGCCAUUAAGGGUCUAGCCCACAUCACUGGCGGUGGUCUCGUCGAGAACGUGCCCCGCAUGCUCCCCGAUACCCUCACUGCUGCUAUUGACCGCGCUGGUAACGUCUCCGCUGCCGAGAUGGCCCGUGCGUUCAACUGCGGUGUUGGCAUGAUCAUUGCUGUCGACCCUGCCUCCGAAGCCGCUGUUCGCAAGACCUUCGAGGCUGAGGGUGAGGCUGUAUACCGCAUUGGUGAGCUGCGUGCUCGUGCCGAGGGUGAAGAGGGCUGCGUCCUUGCCGGUCUCGAGUCAUGGGCAUGA
Molecule: messenger RNA, 2370 nt
Organism: Penicillium taxi
Lineage: Eukaryota; Fungi; Ascomycota; Eurotiomycetes; Eurotiales; Aspergillaceae
Gene: ade1
Product: bifunctional aminoimidazole ribotide synthase/glycinamide ribotide synthase
Exons: 3
Coding region: 1-2370 (789 amino acids)
Biological process (GO): adenine biosynthetic process; 'de novo' IMP biosynthetic process
Cellular component (GO): cytosol
Molecular function (GO): ATP binding; metal ion binding; phosphoribosylformylglycinamidine cyclo-ligase activity
Source: RefSeq, a predicted model, not a curated record